ACAAAUACUUGUACGCUCUAAGGGUGGUUUAAAAUGUUGACAUUGGAAAGUAGCAAAAGGAAAGAGGGUUUGCGGACGUGAAAGAGUAGUUAGAAAUGACAUAAUUUUUGAAAAAUAAGCUUUGGGAAACGACAAUUUUAACUCCGCGCCCCUUCUACUGUCUCCCCCUACUCACUUCUUUUACUACUUCUCUACAAAGUUCAGUCCUUAUCUCACUUAUUCUCUCUCAUCUUCACUCUUUCUCACUUUUUCUCUGCAUUUUUAAGAACUCCUGCAUUUUUCUUCAGAAUUUGUGGGUCCAAAACAGUAUUAAUUGUGUGAAGAUCUAACACUACUACCUCCAUUUGCCAAUUUACACCUUGUGUUGUGUUUAAGGGGGGAAGUUGAGAUUCAUUAUGCAGACUGCCAAGGCAAGAGGAAGCCCCAAGGAGUCUCCUCAAAAAGUCUCUGCACGACCGGCCAGACAGCUAAAAAUAAAUCCUGUUGAACCGACCUCCUCAUCUCCGUCAAGUAAUGCAACUGCAAAGACUCCAAAUAGGAGCCCAAAAGUAAUUGAGCGUAGAUCACCAAGGAGCCCAAUUUCUGAGAAGAAACGCCCUAGCAAAUUGUCAGAAUUAGAGUCCCAAAUUUCCAAACUCCAUGAUGAUCUGAAAAAGGUAAAAGACCAACUGGUUGCUUCUGAAUCGGUGAAAAAGGAGGCUCAGGAAGAUGCAGAGGAAUCAAAAAGGCAGCUAGCUGAUGUCUCUUCGAAACUGGAAGAAAAUCAGAAGCAACUUUGUCAACUUCUUGCUUCUAAGGAAGAAAAUAUUGUAGAUCUGCAGAACAUUUCAGAGGAUAAGGAGCAUGAAUGGAAAUCUCAGAUUGAGUCUGUUCGUCAGCAGCACUCUGCGGAUUCAGCUGCAUUAGCCUCAGCCUUGGAGGAGAUUGAGAGGCUCAAGCUGCAUCUUGAGAAGGUCACUGAAUCUGGUGAUGUACAGGUUGAACAAAGUGAAACAGCUGCUGAGCUCCAAAGCUUGAAAGAUAACUUGACUGAAACUGUCUCGGUCCUUGAAAUCAUGAAACAAGAGCUGAAAGACUCUCGAGUAUCUGAAGCUGAAGCACAGGAUCUAGUCAGGGAAACCUUACUGCAACUAGAAGCAGCUAAGGAGACUGUCAAUGCCCUCAGAUCAGAUGUCAACAGAUCCACGGAGGCUUACAAUGCAUUUGUUUCUGAAUUAGAACAGUCAAAGGCUCGCGUAUUCUUUCUUGAAGGUGUUGUCAAAGGUCUUAAUGCAGAUCUCAUGAAUCUCAGCAGUGUAAAUUCUCUUGAAUCCGUUGGUGAUCAGAUAUUGCCAGAGGAUGUCAGUCAGCUUCAAAUAGAACUGCAGGCCGCAAAGUCCGAUGUGAGGCAGCUUAAAUCUGCAUUAGAAGCUGCUGAGAUAAGAUACAAUGAUGAGCGUUCUCACAGCAGCACGCAGAUUGGAAAUGCUUCUGAUCUCUUAGAGCAGAUGAAGAUGCAAUCUAGGCUAAGAGAGGCUGAGCUGGAAGUGGAGCUGAAAAAUGCUAGUGCAAGUAUCGAAGAGCUGAAGGCAAACCUAAUGGACAAGGAAACUGAAUUGCAAGGCAUAUCAGAUGAGAAUGAUAGCUUGAAUCUAAAACUUGAGAAAUCUUUGGCAUGCCAAAGAGAACAGGAAGUGGAGAAUGAGCUGAAAAGACUGAGGGAAGACGUAGCCGAUUUAAGGUCAAAUUUGAUGGAUAAGGAGACAGAACUACAGAGCAUUUCAGAGGAGAACGAAAUACUGAAGUUAGAGAUCAGUAAACAUGAAAUGGACAAGAGUGUUGAAAAUGACCAAGUUGCGGCUGAGGUGGAUGCCUCCCGAGCUGCUGAACAAGAUGCUGUGACAAAGCUUGGGUACAUGAUGGAAGAAGUAGAUAAGAGUAACAGGAAAGCAGCAAGGGUUGUUGAGCAACUAGAGGCAGCUCAGGCCACAAAUUCAGAGAUGGAGGCAGAGCUAAGAAGACUUAAAGUGCAGUCUGAUCAGUGGAGAAAGGCAGCAGAAGCGGCUGCUUCUAUGCUGUCUCCUGGGAGCAAUGGGAAAUAUGUGGAGAGAACCGGAUCAUUGCCUUUAGAUAACAAGUAUAGUCCUAUCAGGGGAAGACAUAGCUCACCAUACAUGGAUGACUAUGAUGACGAUUCCUUCAAGAAGAAAAAUGGCAACGUCCUGAAAAAGAUCGGAGUUUUGUGGAAGAAGCCACAGAAAUGACGUGCUGAUACAGCAGUUAUGAAGGCGCUUCUUGUUGGAGCAGCCUGAUGAGUCUGCAAAUCUUGUACUUGGUGAUCGAAGAGAUUUUUGCAGCAUUCUGUUAUCAGUAUAUUGGUGCCUGAUGAAAAAACUAGUAAUGCCAUCCAAGAAUCCUUUUGUCGAUGUAUAUGUAUUAGGACUAGUUGGAAGAAGCAGGUUUUUCUUUUUUCGUUUAUUAUGCAAUCAAUCAACUGUAUUUUUGGUAAACCGAAUUUGUAUAUCUGGUUUACCAAUGAUCGACUCCGCUAGCUAUUAUGACUAAUGUGCAUGUUAGACCAGUUUUUGGAGAAUUGGAGAUUCAAUUGCAUAUGCGCAGUUCCUGGAAAGAAAUUUUACAACGCCUUUA
This is a messenger RNA of Chenopodium quinoa (quinoa), 2628 nucleotides long. Its product is annotated as interactor of constitutive active ROPs 3-like. The record is from RefSeq and is a predicted model, not a curated record. Bases 396 to 2243 code for a protein of 615 amino acids. NCBI's taxonomy places the organism in Eukaryota, Viridiplantae, Streptophyta, Magnoliopsida, Caryophyllales, Amaranthaceae. The transcript has 5 exons.